Molecule: messenger RNA, 1088 nt
Organism: Colletotrichum navitas
Lineage: Eukaryota; Fungi; Ascomycota; Sordariomycetes; Glomerellales; Glomerellaceae
Exons: 1
Coding region: 289-885 (198 amino acids)
Source: RefSeq, a predicted model, not a curated record
GGCCCUGUUCGUGGGAGAUCCAACCCCGGAGAACCCUCAAGUCCCGGCUAAGCCAUCAUAGUAGUGCUCUUCAUGCAUAAAAGGAUACGAUACAGGUGGGAUAGCAGAGCCUCUAUACUUGGUCCAGAUGUGUCCGUCUGAUGCACAAUGCGCUCCGUACUCCUAAUAUGGCACCAUGCCUGCGCAAAAAGCUGCCUUACGGGUAUCUGAGGCGUUGGCAUCCCCACCGGUUGCGGAUCAGGAAAAAGGAGAAGUCGUUCAAAGAAGAUUCGUCGUCAGACCGGCACGAUGGAUCCACCAGAGCCAGAGGACGACGGCGACGGCUACUCUUCUCAUGACAAGCAGAAACGAAAGCCGCCCCGACGCACAGCCAAUCAAUCUGAGGUCCACAAACCCUUGAUUGGCCUCUGGACCCAUUCCGCAUAUUUGAUCCAAAUAACCCUAGCUGCCGCCAGGCCUAGUCUUGGACAUACAGGAACUGACGGGGAUGCAGGGGGGUCGCCCCCCCUGGUCUCCAAUGAUUUUCGUCUUCUUUCCUCUCGAGAUUCUCAGGACCACAGCAUAAGAACCAGGAACAUCAAACCUCUUCCUCCUCCACCGCCCAUCCUGGAAGCUGACCUGGAAAUAAGCACACUCGCCGACGACUUGCCUUGCCAACCUAUCGACAACCACAAAGAGGAAGAAGAAGAAGAAGAAGAAGAAGAAGAAGAAGAAGAAGAAGAAAAGAAAAAAACAGAUUCCCGACGACACUUGUGGCAACUUCUUUUCGAACACACACAUGAGGCUAGGCCUGUCGAGAAGCCUGAGGCUAAUUCUAGCCACAACAUAUUAUUCCUAACAGACCGAAGCUUGGGCGUUGCUGGCUGCUUUGGUAACCAUCCAUAACGGGGCUGCGAUGCAGGUGUACAGGGACGGCAAAUUGCGGCCGCUGCCGAGCUAAAAAGUGCUGAUGGGCACGGCGUUCAUUUCAAUAAAGACCCUUGGGCCGUCCGAAUCGGCCACUAUUGGCUUUGGGGUUCCAGCGCGGCGCUACCGUCGCGACCCUAUUAGACCACUUGGCCUGAAGCGUACCUAACCUGCAGGCUCGA